Messenger RNA from Nelumbo nucifera (sacred lotus), 2334 nucleotides. RefSeq names its product ABA Overly-Sensitive 5 (gene ABO5). Lineage: Eukaryota; Viridiplantae; Streptophyta; Magnoliopsida; Proteales; Nelumbonaceae. The record is from RefSeq and is a predicted model, not a curated record. Gene Ontology annotation, molecular function: mRNA binding; protein binding.
UGAAAUUAUUUCUAACUGCCAAAGUUAGUAAGGACCGUGAAGCGGAAUGAGAUACUACCACCACCGCCAUAACCAUUUGCAACUACAAUUGGUCUACAGCAUUUCCAAGCGCCGUUUCGCCACCAAAUACAGCGGCCGAGUUGUCGGCGAAGCCCAAAAUGGCCGAGCGUUUGCCAUUGAGGUGGAGACCCCAAACAUCCUCAGAGACGUUAGGGGCUAUGCCCUCCCCCGUCGAGACCUCAUCUGCAGAAUCUCCAAAAUCCUCCAAUCUCCUUCCUCCGACCCUUUUCUUGAACUCUCCGAUUACCUGCAGACCUUGGGCCUAAGUCUAACCCCUUCGGAAGCCAGCGAAGUCCUCAAAGCUCUCCGGACCCCUCGAAAAGCCCUCGAUUUCUUCCGCUUUUGUGCUUCUUCUGUUCCUGGUUUCCGCCAUGAUUGUUUUACCUUCAAUAGAAUUCUCACCAUAUUGUCUAAAUCUUCGGCACCUGAUGCACUGGAUAUGGUUCGUAGAAUUGUCGAUGAGAUGGAACGGUCCGGUGUUAGAGGUAGCAUCUCCACUGUUAAUAUCUUGAUUGGGAUCUUUGGGAGCGGCACUGAGGGGGUUGGGGAAUUGGAAAGGUGCUUGGGCUUGGUCAAGAAAUGGGAUUUGAGGUUCAAUUGUUAUACGUACAAGUGUCUUCUUCAGGCUUACUUGAGGUCUAAUCAAUGUGCAAGAGCGUUUGAGGUUUAUGUGGAAAUGAGGAGGCGUGGAUAUAUCCUGGACAUUUUUGCCUAUAAUAUGCUUCUGGACUUUCUUGCCAAAGAUGAAAAGGUUGAGCAGGCUUCCAAGGUUUUUGCAGAUAUGAAGCGGAAGAAUUGUGAACCUGAUGAAUAUACAUACACAAUUAUGAUAAGAAUGACGGGAAAGAGUGGGAAACCAGAUGAGUCCCUUUCUCUUUUCCAGGAGAUGAUUAAAAAGGGAUGCACCCCUAACUUGAUUGCCUUUAAUACUAUCAUCCAGUCACUAGCUAGGAACCUGAUGGUGGAGAAAACAAUCUUUAUAUUCAAUAAAAUGGUUGAGAGCAAUUGUCGGCCCAAUGAGUUUACAUAUAGUGUUAUUUUGAAUGUUCUGGCUGCGGAAGGGAAGCUUGGUAGACUAGAUGAGAUUGUUCAAGUAUCAAAGAAAUACAUGAACAAGUCAAUUUAUGCAUAUCUUGUAAGGACACUAAACAAAUUAGGCCAUGCCAAUGAGGCCCACAGGCUGUUUUGCAACAUGUGGAACUUUGAGGACAGUGGGGAUAGGGAUGCUUAUAUGUCGAUGUUAGACAGCUUAUGCAAUGCAGGCAAAACUGUAGAGGCCUUGGACUUGCUUGAUAGGAUUCAUGAAAAAGGAAUAAUUAUUGAUACUGUCAUGUAUAACAUUGUAUUCUCAGCUCUCGGAAAGUUGAAACAAAUAUCCCAUAUUCAUGAUCUUUAUGAAAAGAUGAAGAAAGAUGGCCCUUCGCCAGACAUAUUCACCUACAAUAUCAUGAUUUCCAGCUUUGGUAGAGCUGGAAGAGUUGAUGAAGCAGUUAGACUUUUUGAGGAAAUGGAGAAUAGCACUUGUAAACCUGAUGUUAUCACUUACAAUUCUUUGAUUAAUUAUCUUGGGAAGAAUGGUGACCUUGAUGAAGCUCACAUGCGAUUCAAGGAAAUGCAAGAGAAGGGGUUGAAUCCUGAUGUUAUAACAUAUAGCACACUCAUUGAGUGCUUUGGAAAGACGAGUAAGGUUGAAAUGGCUUUGAGGCUGUUUGAUGAGAUGCUUGCUGAAGGUUGUUGUCCUAACAUAGUGACAUAUAAUAUCUUACUUGACUGUCUUGAGAAGAGUGGAAAGACAGCUGAAGCAUUGGAGUUGUAUGCAAAAAUAAAGCAACAAGGUCUAACUCCAGAUUCUAUCACAUAUGCUGUCCUUGAGCGCUUGCAAAGUGGUGGACAUAAGACUGUCAGAAUACGCAGGCAGAAUCCUAUUACUGGUUGGGUGGUGAGUCCUUUAAGGUGAUUCGUUCAACAACUCUUAUUGUAUCCAAUAAUUCCAGCCUACACAGAUUGUACUUGGAUUUGUUGUGAGUUGCGCUACCAUACUACUACGAAGAUUUGGGAUGCUUGUCAUUUCCUACAGGGAGUGAGAACAUGCUUUUAAUAGUUCUCUUCACUCUGAUUCUGACAUAUUUGUUCAUGACUGCCCCACUAGUUUCUAUGCUAAUUUGUUUCUGAGUAAUUGGUUAGUUCAAUACAACAGUAUGAUAUAGUUAAGGACAUGCUUGCAAUGUUUCAAUUGAAUACCAUGCUCAGAGUGAGUUCCUCUGAAGGUUUCAA